AUGUAUUCGUUAAGAGAAGACUCUGCUCACCAUGUCAUUCAGCUCAUCAAACAACUCAGUGCUACUCCUACCAUUAGCGCCCAAGGAGGUCCCACUACCCUCGACGCACAGGCCGCACUUAGAGCGAAUAAAGAGGUUUUCUUCUUCCGACUGGAACGUGAGAUAGAAAAGGUCAACGUCUUUUAUCUCCAGAAAGAGGCAGAGUUUUCUCUUCGUCUGAAAACGUUGCUUGACAAGAAGAGGGUCAUCCAAGCAAGAAUAGCAGCCAGCUCCAGACUCUCUGCUAGUUUCGCAACGUUAGUCGAGGGAUUUCAACAGUUCGACAAUGAUCUCAACAAACUUCAACAAUUUGUCGAAGUCAACGAAACCGCAAUUUCAAAGAUUCUGAAAAAGUGGGACAAAACGUCGAAGUCAAGAACGAAAGAGAUCUAUCUCCAACGUGCCGUCGAAAUCCAACCUUGUUUUAAUCGCGAUGUACUUCGGGACCUCGCAGACCGAGCGACAACGGCGAGGCUUGAUUUGGAGGCAUGGGCAGAGGGUGAAAAUAUUCAGUACGAAGUAUCGAGACAACAAGAUCGCAUGAUAGGACAACGUGUGGGCACGGAAGAGAGUGAUAUCGACAUUCAGAUUCUUCAAGCCUCUGCCGCCAGUAAUAUUGGCGCCCUUCGAGAAUGGUUUGCCAGACUGGGCAACUCCCCGGAUGCACGCGAGCGUUUCACCAGAAUAUUCCUUGCGACAAUCUCUGAAGCACCUGACGAUUCUUUGAACCUAUUCCUAAACUCGGGCCUGGUCGAUAUCCACGCCGAAGACGACAUCAACGAACGAAACUGUUUACACGAAGCUGCAAUUUAUGGCAAAGAGGUUGUGUUGGAUUAUGCUCUCAGUCAUGGAAUUGACCUCACCCGUCUGGAUGUGUAUGGGAGGGUACCACUGCACUAUGCAUGCUUAAGAGGACGCCUUGCUAUGGUUGAAAAAUUGCUGGCAGCAGGACCAAACACCAUCGACAUGAAAGACCACGACAACUUUACACCGUUGAUCCAUAGCAUUGUGCGACACCGGGUCGAGUGUGUUCGCCUUCUCCUCGCGAACAACGCAAGGAUUGAUCCGCAGUCCGAUGCAGAUCACAUUCCCCUGAACUUGGCCUGUCAACAUGGAUCAAUUGAAGUUGCCGCCUUACUGUUGGAAAGAAACGCAAAACUUCUUCCCGAUGCAGAGGGUCUUUUCCCCCAACAUCUUGUGGCUCGCUCCAGUCAAAAAGCCGAUCUCCUCUUGCUCCUCCGUCAGCACGGGGCGGACUUGAAUCAGCGUGAUAAGUUGUACCAGUGGACGCCACUAUUCCAUGCCGCAAGCGAGGGUCGAGUUGAAUGCCUGCGAGCACUGCUCGAAAACGGUGCUGACCCUGAGGCUCUGGACGAAAAGGGCCUGACAGCCAUGUAUUACGCCACAUGGGAAGGCCACCUGGAAUGUAUGGAACUUCUUUGGCGGCAAAGCAGUCACCAUCGCGCCGAACGCAGAUCUUCCACCCUGUUAGGACCUGUUGUCCCACCCCAUAACCAGAUGCUAGCAAUGGAGAUCACGCCCGAGGAACCCACAGGAGCUGAGGGCGACGGAAUUCCUGACUUAUCCCUGCCGCCACCGAUCAUACCGUUGCGGCGCUACGGACACAACUUCCUCGACACGAAAACAUUCAUUGCCCUCAACUUCGACCGGACGUCGAAAGCCAUACAAUUUUUCAAUGAAGCGAGGUACCCUGCGGCCCGCCUAACCAUUUCCUCGAAAACCUCUGACCUCAUUCCUCGCAAUCUAAUGCUGCCUAUACAAGAGGACGCCAGGUCCGUGUACUUUCAGGUGGAUAAUCUCAGCACCUUCUCUGUGGAUUUCGAGAUCUACCCGACGUUUGGAUCGAAAGUGAUAGCCAAGUCGGUCGCCCUUCCGGAUGUGUUUCGCGCCAUCGCAAGCAGCGCUGGCACGUGCUGUCUUCCACUGUUUGACCCAAGGCUCCGGUCGGUGGGACAGAUACAGUUCGAUUUCCAGGUCAUCAAACCGUACCAGGGUACGCCGUUGGAGAUUACACAAUUUGCACCGUAUUGGAAGGCCACAAGCGCUUUAGACGAUCACAGCGGAUUAGUUACGGGAUCGAGCCUUUCUGGGGACUACCUCAGACUAACGAUACAGCUCACCCGGGACGGUGUUCCUGUGAGCUACCCGUCUUAUUUUGUGACCUACAACAACCUCGACGUCUCGCUCUGUCAGCUCAAAUAUGAGACACUGAUGAAACUUGGCAUGAAAGGCCGUCUUUUCAACAAUGAUGGAACACCGACCCUGGACAGCAUGGAUAUCAUCGAGUGGCGAGACCGACUGUCUGGCUCCGUCUUUGCGCUUCGAGAGAUCCUGAUGGCGGUACCCUCACACAUCAACCUCAAUCUGCAUAUUCUGUAUCCGACAAGCCAUGAAGAUUUCUCGCUGGGAGUGUACUCGAAUAUUGACAUCAACACCUUCGCUGACGCGAUUCUGACCGAAGUGUUCGAUCACGCAAGGGCCUUGCGCGCACAGGCUCCGGACCUGACUCGUUCCAUUGUGUUCUCCUCUUUCAACAGCAACAUCUGCACUGCCUUGAACUGGAAGCAGCCCAACUUCCCCGUCCUACUCUGCAAUGAUCUGGGUAGUUCGCCAAACGCCUACCAUUCAUCUUCAAAUCUCAUCGAAACUGCUUCGCAACGAGGGACGUCGAUCAAAGAGUCGGCACGCUUGGCACAACUGAACAACUUUAUGGGAUUGACUUGCUCGGCACGGAUUUUGCAGAUGGUGCCUGCUUUGACGGAAACUCUCAAGCAAGCAGGACUGGUGCUUGUUUCCGAUGCGUCGGCGGACAAUGACAGUGGAGGCCAUCAGCAAUCGCACUCACACGAGCAAGCGCAGAGCUCGACCUUUUCGAUGUUACCGGAUGGCGUCAACGGUAUUAUGAAGGCGAACGGCAUUUUACGAUUCAACGAGACAGUGGACAUGUAG
Messenger RNA from Fonsecaea pedrosoi CBS 271.37, 3009 nucleotides. RefSeq lists its product as uncharacterized. The transcript is spliced from 6 exons. The record is from RefSeq and is a predicted model, not a curated record. The coding region runs from base 1 to 3009 and encodes 1002 amino acids. Lineage: Eukaryota; Fungi; Ascomycota; Eurotiomycetes; Chaetothyriales; Herpotrichiellaceae. Gene Ontology annotation, molecular function: phosphoric diester hydrolase activity; protein binding. Gene Ontology annotation, biological process: lipid metabolic process.